Molecule: messenger RNA, 1023 nt
Organism: Mustela lutreola (European mink)
Lineage: Eukaryota; Metazoa; Chordata; Mammalia; Carnivora; Mustelidae
Product: basic salivary proline-rich protein 2-like
Exons: 4
Coding region: 1-1023 (340 amino acids)
Source: RefSeq, a predicted model, not a curated record
AUGCAGGCCACUCCCAAAGGCCUCGCUGCAGCGCUGGACACCGCACCCCACCCGAGGCCCGUUCCCGCCUUCCCCACACCUAACCCGGAGGCCUUGCGGCUGCCAGCCAGGGGAGGGGCCCGCGCUGAGGCCCCCCCACUGCCCCGCUUUGCAACCGCGCAGAUUCCAGAGCCCGAGUCUGUAAAAUGUGGAGAGCCCGCCUUCCACACGGGCACGGUCCGGCUGAAAGCCUGCACACAGGGCUGGCGGCGGCCCACCAAGGCCGCCUCGUCCCCAGCCGUGCCGGCCUCAGAGACGGCCCCUGAGCGGCGGGCCCCCCAGGCCCCAGGAGGCAGGCUUUGGAAGGAUGUGAGAAUCGUCUGCUUCCUUCCUGCCUUCUCCGAGCCGCGGCCAGCCAGACCCUGCCCGCAAGGACCCCGAGGGGAGCGCAGCCUCCUCGGCGCGCGCGGGGACGCGCAUUACCGAGGGGAGGGAGACGGCCCUGCUACCGAAGCGCCCCCAGACUCAAGCCCCGACCCUCCCAGCUACCGCCAAGCGCCCGACUGUGUCAGAGCCCCAAGGACAAAGCUGCCCAGGGCCCAGGGGCUCCCGCCGUCCAGCGGAGCCCUCCCCGCCCGCUACUCACAGGCCAGGCUGCAGGCGGAGCAGGGCGCCCGCGGGCCCCGCGGGGAGCAGCAGCACCAGAGCCAGGGCCACCGCGCGCCCCGCCGCCCUCGCCUCCGGGAGGACGGGCAUCGUGCCCGAGGCCCCGCGCCGGGUCCCCGCUCUGGUCCCCCGCUCACAGGAGGCCCCGGCGGGCCCUCGGAGCCGCCGCCUCCACGUGCGCCAUGGCCCGGGGACGCGCAGGGCGCAGCCGCAGGUGCCCGCCGAGCCCCCGGGCGCCGCAGGUGCGGAAGGUCCGGUUCCCCGCCCGCCCGCGUCCGCCUCGCGCCACACUGCGGGCCCAGCCGGGUCGCCGGAGCCCGCCCGCCUUUGCCACGCCCCCGGCCCGGACCCCCGCCCGGGCCCCGCCCCCCACCCUGA